UAUUUGCUUGUGCGUUUUCUAACAGCUACUGAACGGUGAAAAAAUUAAAACUAAAUAAACGGAAAGCAAACAAAUGAAAAUUAAACCAAGGAAUAUGCACGACACGCACCUACAAAUCAAUGGGCGUUUAAUGUAUAUUACGUUUUUGAGGACAUAAAAUGUAAAUUAAGCGAUAAAACCCCACAAACGGGUCACACAAGUGGUCUUCCGGCAAACAGAGGUAAUAUUAUAAUAUAAAUUUACAUGGUAAUUUUUCACUGCAUUGUCUCACUGGAGUGUCGUCGGUGGAUCAGUGGCAUUGUAAUUUUUUUCUUGUAUUUUUUAUCAUUAUUAUUCAUAGGGUGCAAAUCCGUCGAGUGCAGCAGCUCAACACAAAGCAAAGCAAAAAAAAAUGGGCGUUUUAUGCAAUUCGGUAGUUUUCCUUACCUUACUGUCUUGCGUUUUCGUCGGUUCCAGCUGUUCGACAAUUGCUGGGCUAGAACAUAAGUCGCGAGACAUCUACUAUGAUGUGAUAACCAGGAAAAAAAUACCGAUCGUUCAACGUUUGGGCGACCAACAAGAAGAACCAAACACUUCCAGGUACGGUCGUAUACCCUGUUCGUGUGAGGGCUCAAUGUGUGGCUGUUGUGCAUGGUUUAACGUCCGGUGGUUUAACUUCAACAGAAAAGGAUGCUUCAACCUCACGUACGACCCAAUGGAAUUCGCCAUCAAAGGCAACAUGUUCAUGGAUGACGAAUCUCUGUACGAGUAUCAGAUAUCGGCGAAAAAUCCUCCUCCAGCCUGUCUGCAGGUGCCCGUGCCGUACAUACCCGUCACGGACCUGUGCGUCCAACUGUUCGACGUCUACACCGCCGGCCUGAACAUGCACAUGUGUAUCAAUUUCGUCACGCGCAUCGAGCACGCCGAGCUGCUCGUGCUGGAAUUCGAUUGCGUACAAUUCGGCCGGGACGGAGUGGGCCUGCAGAAAUUCAAUCAGACCGCCUCGUCAAACGCCUCUACCUCCACCUCUACCUCACCCUCCACUCGGGUGAUGUACGAUUCGACGGUGCCCGAUUUCGACCUGAACGUGUUGGAAAUAAACGACACGAUCGCCAAAAUAUGGCGAAAGCGAUAAAGGGACAUAUUUUUAUCAUAAAAUAUUUAUUUAUAAUUAUCAUGUAUAUGUACACGUGUGUAGUGGGCGCGAUCAAUAUGAGCUACAACGGAAAUGUAAAUAAAUAAUCGGAGUGAACAUUUUUUUUUUUUUAUACAAAGCGUACUCGCGGUACACGAUAUAUAUCGUAAGAAUAAAUAGUCGUCUUAUUUAUUUCCAAAAUAAAUUAAUAAAUUAAACAAAUAAAUAAUUUUUUUUUUUCUAUGUACAACCUAAACGUUUUUUGCGAGCCAACCCGGAUCAUACUUUCUUCAUGAAA
This is a messenger RNA of Adelges cooleyi (spruce gall adelgid), 1412 nucleotides long. RefSeq lists its product as uncharacterized. The coding region runs from base 392 to 1114 and encodes 240 amino acids. The transcript is spliced from 4 exons. The record is from RefSeq and is a predicted model, not a curated record. NCBI's taxonomy places the organism in Eukaryota, Metazoa, Arthropoda, Insecta, Hemiptera, Adelgidae.